CUAUAUCCAUUACUAUAGCUCUUAAAAUUGUAGUAUUUCCAUGAUUCUGAACCCUUCGCAAUAAAAUGAACUCUUUUGUGUGUAGUAUUUGCUUCCUUCUAAUUAUUUUGGUUCAUUUCAUUGAACAGCUACCCGGUUGUCACAUUUUUAUAUACCUAACCCAUCGCUAUAUUCCCUGACCCUAUUCCCAUGCAGCGGCUGCACAUAUUGGCUGUAUCACACAAAGUUCUGGCGAAAUGCAUUCCUUUCAAGUUUGUCUAUUUGUAGUUCUCACAGGCCGUUUCUCAGUCUUGGCGCACAGUUUCGUAUCCAAUAUCAAUAUCAAUGGUCUCUCGUACGAUGGCUUCCGCCCUACAGAGCCGGAUACACAUACAUUUUCGAUAGGGUGGUCAACAACUGCCUUCGAUCAAGGCUAUGUAAACCAGACCGGAUAUCAGACAGAAGAAAUCAUCUGCCAUAGGGGAGCGAAAAAUGCAAAAGGCCAUGCUCCAGUUUCAGCCGGCGGUAUCGUCCAUAUCCAAUGGAAUGGUUGGCCUCAGUCUCACAAAGGCCCGGUAUUAGAUUAUCUCGCAUCCUGCGGCAAGUCGUGCGAGACGGUUGAUAAAGACGCUUUGCGAUUUUUCAAAAUCAAUCAGGUUGGCUUGGUGGAUGGUUCUGAAGCACCGGGCCUAUGGGGCUCUGAUCAACUCAUUGCGAAUAAUAAUUCGUGGAUGGUAGAAAUUCCACAGCGGAUACAACCGGGCUACUACGUCUUGCGGACUGAAAUCAUCUCUCUGCAUAAUGCGUCGCGUGAAAUCGGAGCGCAGAACUAUCCGCAGUGUAUCAACUUGCAGAUCACUGGUGACGGCGCUGAAGCACCCCUCGGUACUCUCGGCAAGGAGCUCUAUGACCCGGACGAUCCGAGCAUGCACUUAGAUAUAUAUGAUGGUGUUUCGACAUACAAUAUCCCAGGGCCGACUCUCAUAUCCGGUGUUGAGACAGUGACGCUGAGUCACCCUCUUCCAACUGGAAGCGGAACGCCGCUUACUGAGUUCGUUAUCUCGGUCGCGCCGUCACCCACUGCGAUUUAGAAAACCCUUGGAUUAUUGAAGUUUCCCGAUUCGAUCGCGUUAGAGAGAAGUCAGAAACCAACCCCGCCACUAAUACAUGUCAGGUGGGAUACAAAUCUAAAUAACUUCUAGUUGUACCAUACCUGCAGAAAGUUCAUAUCUCAGCAUCCACAGAUAGGAUAACUCUAUUACCAUGUAACCAGGCAAUAAAGCUAGAAGAUUACCUACCUGUUGUGGAGGAAUGGGCCUCAAAAAG
Molecule: messenger RNA, 1305 nt
Organism: Daldinia caldariorum
Lineage: Eukaryota; Fungi; Ascomycota; Sordariomycetes; Xylariales; Hypoxylaceae
Product: glycoside hydrolase family 61 protein
Exons: 1
Coding region: 237-1070 (277 amino acids)
Source: RefSeq, a predicted model, not a curated record